Messenger RNA from Leishmania braziliensis MHOM/BR/75/M2904, 5133 nucleotides. RefSeq lists its product as hypothetical. Lineage: Eukaryota; Euglenozoa; Kinetoplastea; Trypanosomatida; Trypanosomatidae. The record is from RefSeq and is a predicted model, not a curated record. The transcript has a single exon. The coding region runs from base 1 to 5133 and encodes 1710 amino acids. Gene Ontology annotation, molecular function: protein phosphatase regulator activity; protein binding. Gene Ontology annotation, cellular component: cytoplasm; protein phosphatase type 2A complex. Gene Ontology annotation, biological process: protein dephosphorylation.
AUGCACCUCAUAUAUGCACCUCAUACACACACACACAGGAUCGCAAUUACACCCACGAACACAGGCGCAAUCGUAGCUCCAACGAUGGAGAACCGCGUUGUGGCGCUGUCGGUGCUGGAGGAUCUCAUCCACUGGCCACUGCCGGAUCGAAGCGGCUACGUCGCACUGCUACACGGGCCUGGCGAAGAUGACGACAGUGGUGCCACUGCGGGGUUGGUGUCUGCCGGCGAUGCGGAAGAUCUCUCCAGAGAGCCGCGGCAGCGCAAGCAGGACCGCUACCGAGCUGUCCUGCUCCUGCCGCGCCUGUGCCACAGGCUCGGAAGCCGUUGGGCGGAGACUGAGAUUGUGCCCUACCUGCUGCGAUGUGUUGAAGAAGACGACGCGCAGCUGGCGCUGGUGGUCGGGAUGGCAGUGCUCGGGGUGACGCUGCCUCGUCGCGCACCGCUGGGGCCUCCGAUGGCGACGUCCAGCAGCGCAGGCUCCGACAUCUUUGAACCCUUCCUAUCCAUCGAAGAUGUGCAGCCGGUGUGCACGCUGCUCGCAGCCAGCAGUGCGGAGGAGACGCGGCAGUUCGUAGCACAGGUGGUGCUCCCCCACCUGUUCUUUGGUGUGGCACUGGAGCGCGACAUCACGCUGGAGAGAUGGGACCUCAAGUACGUGCCGCUCUCCGUAUUGCAGGCAGACGUGACGGCCACAGCAACAUCGAUAGAGUCCGACGAAGCAGCAGAAUACUUCGAAAGUGAGGGCAACAACCCGGGCGGGGCUGCCGGCGCGGUGGACAAUAACGACGUCGACGAUGGAGUGGCAUCGACGGCGCGUCUUGUGGCAGCCGUGUGGAAGCAACUACUCCAGAAGCACCAUCUCACCAUGAGAGCGAGAGCCGCUGCAGCGCGUGCGUCGUCUGCGGCAGGCGCCGCGUCGUUCACUGCCAAUGCGGGCAUUCGACAUGGCCCCAAGCCAAAAAGCACGACCACUGGCAGCGGCAACGAUUCAAACACGUCAUCAGCAGCUGACAUCACCGACCCUCCUGCUCCUACGGAAGAAGACGUUCUCAAGCGCUGCUGCGCCCUUGCUGUUGAGGAUGAGUCCGCGCAGUUCCUGUGGAGCGGGGGCUACACUGCCCUCACAGGACCGUGGUGCUUUGACGGUAGCGGUCGCCUCGCCUCCCUCUGCAACGGUGUGCGCGCCAGGGGUGCAGCUGGUGUGCGCGACGCUAAUGCUCCGUGCAGCAGUGGCAACGGUGUCUGCUUCAGUAGUGCAAUGGCGAGCUUCCGCUGCUUCCGCAGGCAUCGCCGUCGUUUGGACAACGGGCAGGCGCUUCGAUGGGUGCCGCCAGCGGCCUGCCUGCCGCUCUCUGGGGCUGAUUUGGACCUCUACGGUGCCGCCUACGCCUCGGACACCGACAGCGGCGGCAGCGAUGACUUCUUUUCGGUAAAUGUACGAGCGCGGAUGCUGGUGGCGGGUCUUGUCGAGUGGAUGGACAUGCUGCCCACACCAACAGCAGCCACAACCGCCACCGUCUCCAGCGGUGAUGUGGGCACGACCACAUCACCGCGACUGCACGCGGAUGGAAGCCUCUCGCUCUUUGACUACCUGCGCUGCGAUGGACGCCGCGAUGUGCUGCGCAACCGGUGGCGCUCGCUGCUCAAGCUGCUUCAGAGUUUUCUGGAAUCUCCGUAUCCCGGCCCGGUGGCGGCAGCGGUGGAAACGAUCAGCGGCUUGCUGCAUGCGAUCCAGGCAGCGCUCUGGGAAGCCGAACAGCACCACCAACAGCAACAGAGGGCCAAGUCAAGCAGCACCGGCGGCACCGACUCCCGUGCAACCCCUCUGAGAUGUAAGGCCACAUCAAUAGACGCGGGAGCGGAAGCGGACACGUGGUCAGGGAUCCGCGUACCAGCUGAACCGCUCCUGACCACGGCGGAGCUGCAGACGUUCAUGUACCGCAUGACGCGCCGCCACGUGGCAUACUGUGUCGCUGCCGCCGUAUCCGCACGCACAGUGGCAAUGCCGCCCUCUCCAACCGCCGCCUCGAUGAGGGUGCUGGCAGACAGUGUGAACCGUCUCAUGCGCUCUGCUCUGGUCACGGCACAGGGGCUGCUAGCCGAUCUUCUUCUGCGCCAUCACGUUCUCAUGAAGCUGGACGUGUACAGUGCCACUGGAUCAACGACGACAGCAGCAACCCGUCACCACCGAUCGGAGUUGGACGGUGGCUGCAUGAUGCUGCAAGUCGGCGUCGGCCCAAGCGAAUCCCGUGUCGCUUCGUUCAGCGCGUGGGACGUCAGCUUCGCGUGUGCAGGCACCACUGCGGGUGCAGCCACUGCUGCCAUCGCUAACAUGCCCGAUGACGUCACCUUCCUGAUGACGCCCACACCCGCCGCUGACGGAACGACGGAGAAGGACAGCCCUAAGUGGCGGCCUGGCACCCUCAACGCUGUCUCCAUAUUUCGCCUCCACCGUCUUGUGCGCCGUGCACUGCUGCGCGCGCUGCCACUUUGCAUUGAUUUUCUGGGCAUCUUCCACUCCUGCGCAGCUGCACGCGCGUUGUCGAACACAAGCCACAGCAGCACGGCCGCAUCCGCCACCUCCGUCUUCUCCUUGGCAGCAGUGUGUCCGAUGCUGCUGCAGAUGCUAGUGCCGAGCAGCGCCCUUCCCCCGCUGCUGAACGUGCUUCGUGUCACCAUCGAACUCCAGCAGCAGGCAGAAAAGGACCACGCAUCUGCGGAGAAAUACAGAGGUGAAGCAGCAGUGCUGACGCCGUCAGCGCGCCACGCCGAUCCUACUGAUCCAACGAUGACGGCGCCCACCCUGUGGGCUGCUAUGACUGCCGCUGGGUGCAUGCUAGAGCUAGACACCACUGCGCCAGAGGCUCCGACCAUGGUGGAGGAGAACCCCGCUUCCAUAGACUUCGCUCUGCUCGAAGCCGCUCUGGAUGCAGUGCAGCGCCUCAUGGCCGAGGCAGCCGUACAACUUUCCGCCGCACCGCAGGCCGGCUCGCUCCGUGGCUCAACAUACGUGAACGUUGCCAACGCGCCCCCCUCACACACUCUCGAUGCUGUAUGCGCGCAGCUCUUCAUCCUCUUCGCCGCCUGUCUGCGCUGGGUACCGCGCUACACAAACUGGAAGGCGCGGUGGUUGAUAGCACAGCGGCUUCCACGGCUGACCUCUAGCCUCUGUCUCUUUCUCGCCCGCAUGUCUGAACUUGCCGAGGAGACUGACAACUUAAUCUUUCCUGGGCCGACAGCACACCAGCUGCGUGCACAGACAUGGCUGCUUCACACGGUGCGCCUCCUUACCUCUCUCUGGAGGUGCGCCGCGCCGUUUGGGGCGUCGCCCCUGAAUGACCUGAUAGACGAUGAGGAAGUCGAGGUCCGUUGCCUCGCCGCGCGGUGCGCCGUGCGCUGCUUCGGUAGUGCAACGGAGGCUGUGCUGCGGCUGAGCUCCUCAGCGGGCACUGGUGGGGAGAAGGCGCGCGCCAAAGCGUGGGCCCCAUCGCAGCAGUCUUUGCUGCUGCCUCUGCUACGCGAGCCACUUUUGCAGCUACUGGACGCCAUCACGCAGUGCGUCCUUGUCGCUGUCAGUGACGACGAUACACGCGUCCGCUGCCGCUCUGCCGAAGCCCUCGCUGGGCUAUCCCGAACCUUGAGUCUCUUGGUGGUCGCAGAUCCGUCGCUGCCGGCAGGGUCUGCCCCCGUUGCAACGACGAGAGAUGAGGUAGAGACCUCUGUGUGGGCCCCCUACCUUCACUCCAACACGGACGCGCUCCUGCGGCUGAUGACAGACGACAAACCCACAGUGCAGCUGGCCCUCGUCUCUCAACUCACCGACUUGCUGCUGAUGCGCAUGCGACAGCCACCUCACCAGAAGCGCCAAGGAGAGUGUCGCAACGGGCAGGCGCGGGGUCGGCUGGUUGAUGGCAAGAGCGACGCUUCGUCGACCUCUAGCCUCCACAGGGACGUGGAGGAGAGCAGUGAAGGCGACGCAGGUGUGCCGCACCACAGCGCCGAUGAGGUACAGUACGAUGCCCUUCUUCAGUGCCUUCAGCAACUGGCCCAGCACGAGCUGUGGCGGUUGCGUGAGCAGUAUGCAGUGCUCCUGGCCCACCUCUGUGGGUGUCUACUGCUGGCAGCCGCCGCUACCCCCGUGCCGGCAUCAAACGGAAAGCACCAAACUGCGGAGCGAAUUUCCUCCAUGGACUUUAGCCUCGGCAAUGCUGGACGCGUCUCCGGGGAGGGCAGCACCAACGAGACGACCCGCGGCUCCCUCUCUGAUGCCGCUGUGAUCGCUCUACAAGGCGGUGCAGACGCCGCCUUGUGGGUGCACACGCACCCGUUAUAUCAAUUUGCUCGUACCGAGCUGCUGGCGUUACUGGUGGCGGUGCUCUUCGACAAGGUGAAGGCGGUCCGCGACGCUGCGCUCGACGCAGUGGAGCGGAUGUGUUUGCAACUCGCGGUCGCGAGCGCCCGAGGUGCCGCCAGGCAGGGCAAUGCGGAGAGGCAACUGGGCGUGGGCUACGGCACUGGCGACGCCAACACCCCUGCCAAUGCCGCCUCCCUCAAUGUGAACACACUCGUCGAUGAUGUACUCUGGCCGCGCAUCCGCGCCUACGCCCCCGCGUGGGAGACCUACCUCAGCCGCAGUGCCCUCCUGCGCAUUGCACUGCGGCUGAGAGUGGACAAGACCUCCGCGUUCAUUCCGCUCCUGGAUCAGCUUGCCCGCGAUCCGGUACUGAACGUGCGCUUGGUGGUGGCGAAGACUAUCUUGGAGGUGCUCUUCCUCAGCUCAUCAGCGGUGCACGCCAUAUCGACGCCGACAGCGUUGCUGGACGCGAAAGAUGACGAGGAGGCGAGCUUCAGCACGUCAACACCUGCGUCUGUGCCCUCCCACAAGCCGGAGCUACCCUCCGGCGCCAUGGCAUACAGCAUCUUGAUGAACAAGCCCGUACGUCCGCUUCUCGCUGGCCGCCGUAGUGGGUACGGUCCUGCUGGAGCCAUCGCGGAUUUCGUGUUGCCGCCCUUGCAGUUUGACGAGGAGGAGCGCACCGGCGUCAUUCUCCAGAUCCUGCGUCAGCUGCUCAAGGACCCCAGCUCGGACGUACGGGAUGAGGCAGCCAAGGCGCUGAAGGUGUGCUUUUAG